CUCGUUUUCGCCAUGUUCUCAGGGCUAGGCUAUAGUGUUCGGUCCCUGACAAGAACAGAGGAGAGGCGAGGUGGAGAGGGGUGGGAGGGUUUCGGUGAAGCUUGAUCACAGUGCGCCCAUACACACUCAUCCCAAAACAUUUAACAAGAUCAUCAGCCAUCUGUUCGGACCAGGAAAUACAAAAUCAAAUCAGAAGCACGUACGCACCAAGUCAUUCCCAGAGUCCGAUUCGUACACCUAUGCAUAUGUUUUAUAUAACGUAAAAGAGAUUAGAACUCCUCGCCAUCUGGCUGCACUACCUAUUUUUUUCGUGGAAUGAGCCUUCCAUGUGUCAUAUUAGGCAUGAAUGAAGUGAUCUGGCAGGAGACCCGAAUGAUGCAUGCAAAUGGCUCUCAGGAUACUAGUGAUGUCAGCAUGGCUGGAGUUCCAACUGGUAGUGUUGUUGGUGCAGGUAGUGGGCCUGGCCCCAGCCCUGGGUCUGGCCCUAGCCCUGGAACAGGUGUUACAUCUCUUUCACAAGCACUAGGUGGAGAUUCAAGUUUACAUCUCAUGCCUCCAACUGCAAUGACAAAUGUACCAGGAAUGCAACCAGCUCUUAGUGGUCGCUCCCAGGAUGAUGCAACUGUGGGCUACUUCUUCCAGAGGCAGGCUGGAGAGCAAUUAGGUGGUUACAGCAACAAACAUCGCUGGCCAACGGGAGAUACCAUUCAUGUAGAUCAGGCUCGCUCAGUGGAUGAGAUGAACCAUGGCUUCCAAGCUCUUGCACUGGAGUCGAGAGGAAUGGGAGAGCUUUUGCCAACAAAAAAGUUCUGGGAAACAGAUGACUCUACUAAAGAUGGGCAGAAAGGGAUAUUCUUAGCAGAUGGAUGGCGAGACCAUGCAUGGGGAACAUCACAUCACACAGUAUCCCAGCCCAUUAUGGUUCAACGACGGCCUGGACAGAGUUUCCAUGCUAAUGCCGAUGUUCACUCUGUUCUGUCUCCACGGUCUGAAAGUGGAGGUUUGGGAGUCAGCAUGGUGGAGUAUGUUCUCAGCUCUUCCCCAGGUGACAAGUUGGAAAGUCGCUACAGGAAGGGAGUUUUUGGUGCUGCAGUAUCUGAAGCGGAAGGAGUUGAGAAAAAUGAACAGAAAGGGAAGGUAUCUCCAUUUGAAGAGGAUAAAAGCAGAGAAUCAAAACCAAGUGAAAAUGAUGACCUGACAAAAACAAAUGGAAUGGUGCUCCCAAAUGGACUAGAUGCAGACUGCAAAGAUUUUAACAGGUUACCUGGAAGUCGACAGGGUUCUCCAACAGAAGGAACAGAAUGCUUGGGUCCGGGUCAGAUACAUUCUGACAUAAUGACUUCACAUACAAAUUCUUCUGGCAACAAGCAAAGUGCUGAUGAGUUUCAGAACACCGAAGCACAAAAUGUGGACACCAUUGAACAAGCUGGCAUUGAGUCUUUACAGUUUGAUUAUCCAGGAAACCAAAUGCAAAUGGAUUCAUCAGGGGCAGCCAUGGGACUCUUCGACUACAACUCCCAGCAACAGAUUUUUCAGAGGCAGAAUGCAUUAACUGUUCAACAGCUGACAGCAGCUCAACAGCAGCAGUAUGCCCUUGCUGCAGCAGCAGCCCAACAGCAGCAUAUAGCAGGUGUAUUUUCAGCAGGCCUUGCUCCAGCUGCUUUUGUGCCAAAUCCAUACAUAAUUGGUACAGCCCCACCUGGAACUGACCCUUAUACUGCAGCUGGGAUUGCAGCAGCAGCUACUUUAGCAGGUCCUACUGUUGUCCCCCCUCAAUAUUAUGGUGUACCUUGGGGUGUUUAUCCAGCAAAUCUAUUCCAACAACAAGCUGCAGCAGCUGCCAAUAACUCCAGUAAUCAGCAGGCAACUAACCAAGGACAAAGUCAGCAACAGGUUUUGCGCACCAGUGGAAACCAGAGAUCCCUAACUCCUAAUCAAAGUCAGCAAAACCAACAAGCUGAAUCUUUAGCAGCUGCAAAUCCAACCCUUGCCUUCAGCCAAGGACUUGCCACAGGGAUUCCAGGAUAUCAGGUUUUGGCCCCUGCAGCCUAUUACGAUCAAACUGGUGCUUUAGUUGUUGGUCCUGGAGGCCGAAGUGGUCUGAGUGGUCCUGUUAGACUAGUGGCUUCUACACCAUUAAUAAUUGGCCCUGCAGCAGCACAAGCUGCUGCAGCAUCAGCAACUGGAGCAGCAAACACUUUAGGAGGAGCCACCAAUGGUCUCUUCCGGCCUGUAAGCUCUCAGCCUCAGCAGCAGCAGCAGCCACCACAGCCACCUCCACCUAACAGCAAUCUACAAUCUACUUCUUUCUAUGGUAGUGGCUCUCUAUCUAAUAACUCACACAGUAGCUCAUUAUUCUCCCAUGGCCCUGGACAGCCAGGAAGUACUUCUCUUGGUUUUGGAAGUAGUACUUCUCUUGGAACGACAAUUGGUUCUGCUUUAGGAAAUUUUGGGUCAACAGCUACAAAUUCUGCAAGCAACAGUGUCUCUCGCAGGGAUUCAGUGUCUGCCAAUUCUGAAAUGUACAAGAGACCUAGUAGCAGUUUAGCUCCAAUUGGACAACCAUUUUUCAACAGUUUGGGCUUCUCCUCCUCCCCAAGUCCAAUCGGCAUGUCUCUUCCCAAUCAAAAUCCAGGACACUCAUUAACUCCACCACCAUCUCUUUCAUCUCAUGGAUCUUCUUCAAGCUUGCAUCUUGGAGGUCUGACAAAUGGAAGUGGUCGCUAUAUCUCUGCUGCACCUGGAGCUGAAGCAAAAUACCGUAGUGCAAGCAGUACUUCCAGCUUAUUUAGCUCCAAUAGUCAGCUGUUUCCUCCCUCCAGACUCCGCUACAGUAGGUCAGACAUCAUGCCUUCUGGACGUAGCAGACUCUUGGAGGAUUUCAGAAAUAAUCGUUUUCCCAACCUUCAGCUCAGAGAUCUUAUUGGUCAUAUAGUGGAGUUUUCUCAAGACCAGCAUGGAUCAAGAUUUAUUCAGCAAAAGUUGGAGCGAGCCACCCCAGCAGAAAGGCAAAUGGUGUUCAGUGAAAUUUUGCAAGCUGCCUAUCAGUUGAUGACUGAUGUUUUUGGAAAUUAUGUAAUACAAAAGUUUUUUGAGUUUGGUAGCCAAGAUCAGAAGUUCGCUUUAGCUACAAGGAUCAGAGGCCAUGUUUUACCCCUCGCCCUUCAAAUGUAUGGCUGUCGCGUUAUUCAGAAAGCCCUGGAGUCAAUUUCAACAGACCAGCAGGUAAUUUCUUUCCUUCUCCAGAAUGAAAUGGUUAAGGAACUUGAUGGACAUGUCUUGAAGUGUGUUAAAGACCAAAAUGGAAAUCAUGUUGUUCAAAAGUGUAUUGAAUGUGUCCAGCCUCAGGCUCUGCAGUUCAUUAUUGAUGCUUUCAAGGCUCAGGUUUUUGUGCUUUCAACCCACCCAUAUGGAUGUCGUGUGAUUCAGCGUAUAUUAGAACAUUGUACAGCUGAGCAAACACAGCCAAUUCUAGAUGAACUUCAUCAGCACACUGAGCAACUGGUACAGGAUCAGUAUGGAAAUUAUGUUAUUCAACAUGUUUUGGAACAUGGGCGCUCUGAAGACAAAAGCAAGAUAAUUGGUGAAAUCAGAGGGAAAGUUUUAGCCUUGAGUCAGCAUAAAUUUGCCAGCAAUGUAGUAGAGAAAUGUGUCACCCACUCCUCUCGAGCAGAAAGGGCUUUGCUAAUUGAUGAAGUCUGCUGUCAGAAUGAUGGUCCUCACAGUGCCUUAUAUUCAAUGAUGAAAGACCAGUAUGCUAACUAUGUAGUGCAAAAGAUGAUUGAUAUGGCAGAACCAGCUCAGCGCAAAAUCAUCAUGCAUAAGAUACGGCCCCACAUUGCAACACUGAGAAAAUACACAUAUGGAAAGCACAUCUUGGCUAAACUGGAGAAGUAUUACAUGAAGAACAGCACAGAUCUGGGGCCAAUAGGAGGACCAGCAAAUGGUUUGAUGUAGAAUUUAAGGGUGGGAAAAACAUAUCCUGGCAUUUUUAUGAAGUAACUCAAGCAAGUACCAAAAUAGCAACUUAACCCUAAUGUACCGUUUUUACAUUAACUCAUGUAUUCAUUUAAAAAAUAUACAGUAUAUUUUUUUCUUUGCAUACUACCAGCAAUUUAUCAAUCUGCAAUGAUGGGUAAAGCAGAGAGACUGUGUGUAUAUGAUGUAAUGGUAAGAAACAAGUUGUCAAAUAUUUUGUAAAUUUUUACCUUGUAAAUUCUUUGUAAAAAUAAUUUUAAAUAAAAAAUGUAUAUUGUUACACUAAUCCAGCUUGUAUCAUUGAUAAACCUGCUGGUAUACUUGCACAUCAUAUGCACUGUCCUCAAAUUUACAUCUUUUUCAGUUUAACUUUAAAAAAAAAAAAAAAAACUUUCCAUAUUUGUUUGUACAAAGAGUAUCAGUUUAAGUUGCAUUUUGGUACAGCAGAUACUCAGAUUUCAUAGAGAAAUGAUAAUUCCAGCGUUUUACAUUUGAUUACUAUAACAAUAGUCUGGUUUUCAUUUAUUUACAGUAAUCCUUUCCUGUUCUGCUGGUUCCAGAAAAAAGUUUAUAUUCAUUAAAUAUAAUGGUGCAACUUUUAUUAACAAUAAGUAACAGUAAAAUCACGUUACUGCAAUAUAAAAUGUCAACAAACUUGUAACUUUUUUAACAAAAUUUUCAAUAUUUUAGCAGUUCAGGAGAAGGAACCAUUUUUUGUUCCUAUACAAUUUCAAAGAUAUAAAUUUUUUUCAGGCAUUAUCUUCAAAUUCUGCUGAGGUUAUUUCAUAAAGCCACUGAAGGGUAAAAUGGAGUUGUUUCUUUAUAAUGCAUGCAUGAAAAAUCACAUGUACCUUUUCAUAUAGUGUAUCAUUGUAGGUGAUUAUAUAUAGGAGUAAGCUUAUAAUUUUAAUAAACAGCACAACUAUACAUAGUUUCAUUGUUUCACGUGUAUGUGAUGCUUAAUCUGCUUGUACAUUUGUACAUACGUAAUCCUUUAUGCUGUAAAUGUAAUGUGUUUUAGCCUGUGUAAAGAAAGCAAAAAAAAACUUUGCAUUUUAGCAUAUAUUGACAACCUUUCACUGGUUUCCAGCAGUCUUGUAAAAUGUAAAUUUAUUUCUUUGUAUCAAGAUUUUUUUAUUUGGGCUUAAAACAUAUAAUUCUGUAUUCUUUUUAAUUGUUUGAAAAUAUAGUUUUGUUUAUACCUGUAGAUGUUCAAAUAUUGUCAUUGUAAUUUUUUUAUUAAUUAAAUGACUUGAAUGCUGUAUUUAGAUUUGAUAGACUGGAUACGUUUAACUACCAUGGAAACAUUACAAUUUCAAAGUUUUGUGACAGGAUUUUUUCUUUGUAAAGUACUGUAUUUUGAAAAUGUGUACUAAAUUGUAAGUGAAAUUAUGUAUGAUAUUGUCAAUUUUUAAUUUAAACAUGGUUUGUAACACUAAAAGAUGAUGUACUGUACAUAAGGCCAUCCUUAAAUGUACAUUGAUCUGUAUAUUACUUUUCUUUUUUUUUUUUCCACUUUUUAUUUCCCUUAUUUGCAGGCAAAAAGGAGCCAACAUGUAUAAUUAAAAGAAUAAUUUGUAAUAUUUUUGCCUCAAUGUAUUUUGAAAAGGAGAAAUCUUUGUAUAGUCAAUUUUGGAAAGAAUAUGAGUGUGCUUUUUACAAGCUCUUGUGUAAAUUACUAAAACUUAAUGUGAUUGGGGUGUCUGAGUUUUUUUGCAUGGAUAAGUUGAAAUGUUUUAUUAGGGCUGUGCAAAGCAGAAAUUAUUAAGAAAAAGGAAUUUUUAGCUUUAUAAAGUUAUAUUUUUUUAGCGUUCAGCCUUACACAUAUUUCAGUUUUAGAAACCCAUCAUCUGAAACCUCAUUUAAGAAAGAAAAAUCCUGAAAUGGUAUCACAUUUUGCAAUCUUUCUUCAGUACUAAAUGUUGUUUGAGUUGUAGCAUUCGUUUCCAUGUCAUCAGUUUAUUUGCUUCACAAAAGAAGAAUGACUUUUAUUUAUUGAUUUUUUUCUUUAGAUUUUUCCAACAUAAAAAGAAAUACCUUAUUGAAAGAAGGAAGUCCAUUUAUAGCAAAACCACUAAGUUUUUUGACAUUUCCUUUUUUUGGAUAAAUGGACAGUUUUUUGAUUUUUGGUCAUUUCUGCUUCCAGCCACUUCCACAGUUCUGAUGGGAGUAUUGUCUUUUCAUUUAUAUGUAUAUGCUGUAUAAAUUAAAAAUGUGAAUUAACAUUGAAUGAAA
This is a messenger RNA of Polypterus senegalus (gray bichir), 6213 nucleotides long. RefSeq names its product pumilio homolog 2-like. Lineage: Eukaryota; Metazoa; Chordata; Cladistia; Polypteriformes; Polypteridae. The transcript has 22 exons. Gene Ontology annotation, biological process: regulation of mRNA stability; miRNA processing. The record is from RefSeq and is a predicted model, not a curated record. Gene Ontology annotation, molecular function: mRNA 3'-UTR binding. The coding region runs from base 316 to 3957 and encodes 1213 amino acids. Gene Ontology annotation, cellular component: cytosol; cytoplasm.